Messenger RNA from Malaya genurostris, 1363 nucleotides. It is a transcript of the gene BI-1, whose product is annotated as bax inhibitor 1. Lineage: Eukaryota; Metazoa; Arthropoda; Insecta; Diptera; Culicidae. Gene Ontology annotation, molecular function: enzyme binding. The record is from RefSeq and is a predicted model, not a curated record. The transcript has 3 exons. Gene Ontology annotation, biological process: negative regulation of RNA splicing; negative regulation of apoptotic signaling pathway; cellular response to unfolded protein. Gene Ontology annotation, cellular component: mitochondrial membrane. Bases 203 to 928 code for a protein of 241 amino acids.
UUCUUAUUCUUUCAUCAUUCGAGUAAUAGAAAUUUUAGCGAGUGGAAGUGUCUUUUAACACAGAAAAGUGGAAAAUCAGAAAUUAAGUCGCAGAUUUGAAUAGUUUUCGUCCGUCGUUCAAUAUUUCAUAUUUAGUGCUACAAACGAUAUUUAGCUGACAAAUAAUACAACAUAUUCCAGGGAAAUACUGCCAAUAAUCACAAUGGCCACGUCAUUUUCUAACUUUUCGUAUCAACGAUUUAUGCGGAAUAUGGGGCAAACAUUGGAGCCAAGCGUGCGAUACCAUUUGUCAAAAGUUUAUGGAUGCUUAACGGCAACGUGCGCUGCUGCAACCCUUGGUUCCAUGGUGCAUCUAAGUGGAAUAUGGCAUGCAGGAAUAAUGAGCGCCCUUAUAUCAAUGGGUUUGGUACUAGGUUUAAUUUUCACACCAGACAAUGGCAAAAAUUUUAGCGUUCGUCUCGCAUUACUUCUUGGGUUCGGAGCAUUUUCUGGUCACUCGUUGGGACUUCUGCUGGAGCAGGUUAUAUACAUCAAUCCGGCUAUCGUUGUGACGGCUCUCGUCGGAACGACUACCAUAUUCACCUGUCUAAGUGCUGCGGCAGUACUGGCAAAACGUGGCAGCUAUCUGUUCCUUGGAGGAAUCCUGAUGAGUACAUUGAGCGCAAUGGCCAUGAUCAGUAUUGCCAACUUAAUGUUCCGAUCUUACUUCGUACAAGAGCUUAACUUGUACGUAGGAUUUGCGGUGAUGUCCGGUUUCGUUCUUUUUGAUACUCAGAUGAUCAUGGAAAAGCAUCGCAUGGGAAGUAACGAUUGUAUUGCUCAUUCUCUUGACCUGUUCUACGAUGUCAUCAGCAUUUUCCGCCGCCUGUUGAUUAUACUUACCCAGAAGGAGCAGAACAACGAACGCAAGAAGAAGAAUACCAACUAAAGUUGGCGUUUUUGGAUAUUGGAAACUUUUUUAGGCGGUAGCACUACUACCACAACUGUACUGCGUAGAAAUUUGUUGUGUAACACGUUUUGUACUGGUCACCCUAGACUAUAUUCACUAAUGAUUGAAAAAUCUUUUUGAUGCGAUGGAAUCACAAUCUAUUAUUAUACUUGGGAAGAAGGGUGAUGUUGAAAGAACAUUUGUCAAAUUUUAAAUAACUGGAUGUUCUGUCGAAUCAUAGUUUGAUCGAUUCACCACUUUCUCAAACAUUUGUGAAUUUGUCUUUCAAAUUCCACACUACAUAUUAUCACUGGGAAUGUUGUGCAGCAUAGUUAACCAUCAUUAGAACUAGAAACUCAGCUGGUUAAUGUGUAAAACGAACAUCUAAUAUUUAUUGUUCUAUGAAUAAAAAUGAGUAUUUUCGGGAAUCCCAUA